AUGUGCCUGAUGUGGUUUACAAACGUUCUGUUAGCGCUUAGCGCAGUUUUGCCGGCAUGGAGUGCGUCUUUAUCGGCAACGACAGGAACUCGAUAUCAAGCUCCCGAUGAAUGCCGGUGGACUACCGAUGAAGACGACACAGGUGUCUCGUUACAAUGUCGGUUAAGGACCAUAAAUAGCGAAUUAGAAAAUACAAAUUUUAGUGCCAUUCAACCACACCUAACUGCGCGUCUGCGUCUUGAAUGUAGUGAUGCGCUUUUUUUCCAAAGUUCCCUCGCGCCAGAAAGUUUUCGCCAAUUAAUAGAAUUAAGAGAACUUACCAUCGAAUACUGCAAGAUUGGGAAUCUGUCGGAUAGUGCCUUCACUGGCCUCCGAGAGCUUAGAAAUUUGACAAUACGGACUCAUAAUACUGAUUGGUCUACAAUGUCUUUAGAAAUAACACCUACAGCAUUUACAACUGUACAAAAUCUGGAAAGACUUGAUCUUAGUGAAAACAACAUGUUAGCGUUUCCUGAAGGAGCUCUUUGCUCGUUAAGGAACCUGGAGUAUUUGAAUAUGACUGGAAACAGAAUGAGAGAUAUUAGUCAUUUUCAAUUUUCAACCGCACAUCGCCAUCCCACAGAAAAAUGUGGGGAUAACCUUUUAAUACUGGAUCUGUCGAGAAAUCUAAUUGAUACGAUACCACCAGGCCUUCUGUCUGGACUAAGAAGAUUACAAAAGUUGUAUCUUCAAGGCAAUGGUCUCAAUUCAGUUGCAGACAGAGCUUUAGAAGGACUUAUAUCUCUUACAACAAUGAGGUUUUCUGACAAUCAGCUGACCAGUUUACCUCCUGAAUUAUUUAGUGACACUAAAGAGUUAAAAGAAAUAUAUUUAAACAAUAAUACAAUUACUGUGUUAGCUCCAGGGUUGUUCAGUGAUCUUUUACAACUUCUCGUCCUGGAUUUAUCUUACAACGAAUUGACUUCAGACUGGAUAAACACCUCAACGUUUUCAGGGUUGAAAAGACUUGUAUUUCUAGAUUUUUCACACAACAGAGUGUCAAAAAUGGAAAUUGCACUAUUUAGAGAUUUACAUAGCUUACAGAUACUAAAAAUGCAGGACAAUUUUAUAGAACAUAUCCCAGAGAAUGUGUUUAGCUCACUUGUAAAUUUACACACACUGAUAUUAUCUAAUAAUAGGCUUACGAAUAUCGAGAGCUAUGCAUUUAUGGGUUUACAAGUAUUAUCUGUCUUAUCUAUUGACAGUAAUCGUAUCUCGAAAAUACACCCGCAUGCCUUGCGCAAUUGUACUUCUUUACAAGAUUUACAUAUAAACGGAAACAGGUUAGAUGAAGUUCCAAUGGUCUUAAAAGAAAUACCUCAAUUAAAAACACUUGACCUUGGAGAAAACUUAAUAGUGAGCAUUGAAAACGCUUCAUUUAUGACAAUGCAACAAAUGUAUGGAUUGAGAUUAACGGAAAAUAAUAUAGGAAACAUAAGCAAAGGGGUAUUUGACAAAAUGACAUCACUAAAAAUUCUCAAUUUAUCUCGAAAUAAAAUCCAUAAAAUUGAAGCCGGUGCCUUCGAUGGCAACAUAAACUUACAAGCUAUAAGAUUGGAUGGAAAUUACUUGACCGACAUCGGUGGACUUUUCGCCAAGUUACCUAAUUUGGUAUGGUUGAACAUUUCUGAUAAUCGUCUAGAAUGGUUCGACUACGCUAUGAUUCCAACUGGAUUGCAGUGGUUGGACAUUCACGCUAACAGAAUUGCUGAACUUGGAAAUUACUUUGAAAUUGAAUCGCAACUAUCGCUUAGUACUUUCGACGCAAGUUCUAAUAGGUUAACGGAGAUAACCGGAAGUGCUAUACCUAAUUCAGUGGAGAUGUUGUAUUUAAAUGAUAAUUUAAUUUCAAAAGUACAAUCAUAUACCUUUUUUAAAAAACCGAAUUUAACGAGAGUCGACUUGUAUGGAAAUAAAAUAACAAGUUUAGAUCCUAACUCGUUGAGAAUAUCUGCCGUGCCACAAGAUAAAACCGUGCCUGAGUUUUUUAUCGGUGGAAACCCACUAGAAUGUGAUUGUACAAUGGAAUGGCUGCAAAAAAUAAAUACUGGAAACAGAGCUAGAACUCAACCUAAACUAAUGGACUUGGAUAGUAUAUAUUGUAAAUUACUUUACAAUAGAGGCAAUGCGUACGUACCUUUGGUUGAAGCCGCAUCGCAUCAGUUUUUAUGUAAAUACGAAUUUCACUGUUUUGCACUAUGCCAUUGCUGUGAUUUUGAUGCCUGCGAUUGUGAAAUGACUUGUCCUAAUAACUGCACUUGUUAUCACGAUCAAUCAUGGUCAGCUAAUGUUGUAGAAUGUUCUAAUGCUAAUUACGUAAACAUGCUACCCGAAAGAAUACCGAUGGAGGCAACACAAUUGUAUCUCGAUGGUAACGACAUAAAAAUACUCCCAAGUCACGCUUUUAUAGGCAGAAAACGACUAAAAAUAUUGUACUUAAAUUCAUCAAAUAUAGAAAUAAUUCACAAUAGAACUUUUAAUGGAUUAAAAGAACUGGAAGUACUACAUCUCGAUUAUAACAGUUUAACUAUGGUCGAAGGACAGGAAUUUAACGGUCUCGAUAACUUACGAGAGUUAUAUCUAAAUAAUAACAAAAUAAAAACUAUUGGGAAAGAGAUGUUUAGUCAUAUGCCAAGAUUAAAAAUAUUACACUUACAGCACAAUAGAUUAGUGACCUUGCAAGUAUGGCAAAUAAAUGUUGCCGUUACUACAAUUUCACUAUCAUAUAAUCCAUGGUCAUGUGACUGUGAAUACACUGAGAUGUUCCGAGAAUGGACAAAACGUGUAAACUCAAUAAUAGAUAUAUCUACUGUAAAGUGUAUUUACUCAAAAUCUAAUAACACUGAUAUCGAUUUAUAUAAUGAGAACAUGUUUGACGACCCUAACUCAGGAUUUAAAAUAGUGGAAGAAAAUGGAACUAUAUGCACUGGAAUGCCUAGUAUAAACAAUAGUAUCAACGGUAAUUUGACAGCUACUAAAACUAUUUUAACUAAUGAAGAAGUAGACUACAUUCCUUUAUUGGUCGCAACUCUAGGUCCAGUUAUUAUUAUCUUAAUUGUCGUGGUGACUGUGUUUAUAUACAGACAGCAAAUGAGAGUGUGGUGUCACUCAAAAUUUGGUGUUAGAUUGUGUUACAAAGGAAGUGACAUGGACAACGACGACGGCGAAAAACUUUACGACGCAUUCAUCAGCUACAGUUCGAAAGACGAAACGUGGGUGACAGAAAAAUUAGCACCAAUGUUGGAACACGGAGAUCCUCCUUACAAGCUUUAUUUACAUUAUCGCGAUUGCCCUGCUGGUGGAUAUAUAGCCGACAACAUAAUUCAGGCCGUAAAAUCAUCGCGUCGUACAAUAAUGGUGUUAAGUGAAAACUUUAUAAAAUCCGAGUGGUGUCGUUUUGAAUUUAAAUCUGCUCAUCAUCAAGUGCUAAACGGUGGAAGAAAAAAACUAAUCGUGGUUAUUUUAGGAAACGUGCCUAAAAAGGAUCUCGACCCCGAUAUAAGACUUUAUUUAAAAACAAAUACGUGUGUGAAAUGGGACGAUAAACUAUUCUGGGAAAAAUUAAGAUUUGCUCUACCCGACGUUCCUAAUAAGCAAAGGCGUCGCGGAAUGCCAAGUCCGGGAGCUGGUUUAGUUCCGAUGCAUCGACACCAUCAUCCUCGAAACCAUUUGGGUGCAUUACCACCACCACCAGUACAUGGAGCUCAUCCUGUGUUGCCGCCACAUCCUUCCCACGCCCAGCAUCAAAUCCCAUCCCGAGCCUCACCCCGAAACCUUUCCGUCCAUGUGUAGUGUUGUGAAUAAACUAAAACUGUGUAUAUAAUGACUAAGUGCGAAGUGACUCUAAAAGUGAAUUUGUGAUGGCUAGUCGGUUAUCGUAUGUAAUGUACAUAUAUUUUUAAAAUACAAUAGUCUUAUAUUAUAAUUGUAAAUAGCUUAAUAUAUCGUACCGCGAUAAUAUCAACCAUAAACUUAAAAUAGUAGUAAUUAAAAACUUGAUGUACUAUUUGUGUAAAAGCAUAAGCUUUGACCGUUUUAUAAGAACAGCACUGUUAAUGCAAUUCAACUGAGUUAUGUAAAACAAAUAACUAAAAAUGGCAUGUUGCCAAAAUCUGUGAUAAAUUAGUUGUAGCUAGUUAGGUUACCUAGUAUUACUGUACAUUUGUAAUUUAGUCACGAGAGAAUAACGUAUUUAUUGUAAAAUUUCAAAAAUGGACUGUGUCAAAAAGUGAUAAAGAGAAUAAAAUAUGAUUUUUAAUAAAA
This is a messenger RNA of Melitaea cinxia (Glanville fritillary), 4302 nucleotides long. It is a transcript of the gene Tollo, whose product is annotated as toll-like receptor Tollo. Gene Ontology annotation, molecular function: protein binding. The transcript has a single exon. The coding region runs from base 1 to 3831 and encodes 1276 amino acids. Gene Ontology annotation, biological process: signal transduction. NCBI's taxonomy places the organism in Eukaryota, Metazoa, Arthropoda, Insecta, Lepidoptera, Nymphalidae. The record is from RefSeq and is a predicted model, not a curated record.